AUGGAUAAGCUAACAGUUAUAUCAGGAACGUUAUUUAUGGCAGCAGAUGUUUUUGCUAUAGUUAGCCUUGCUAUGCCAGACUGGAUUAUUACUGAUGUUGGAGGUGACACUCGUCUUGGAUUAAUGUGGUCUUGUAUGACACUCUACAAUAGACCUCAAGUAUGUUUCACUCCGGACUUGCAACCUGAAUGGCUAUUAGCAUUGAUUUGUAUACUUAUUGGAUGUGUUUGUAUUACAAGUACCGUAAUACUCUUGGCAUCGAGCCAUUUUGAUCGUAAUGUCAUUCCAUACGCAAGAUGGGUCGGCUUUGCAGCAAUGGUUGCAUUUUGCCUUGCUGCAGUUAUUUUUCCAAUGGGAUUUCAUGUAGAUGAAAUUGGUGGACAACCAUACCAGUUACCAAAUAGUCAUCAAGUUGGAAUAUCGUACAUACUGUUUGUACUAUCACUAUGGAUAACUGUAAUAUCAGAGCUAUUUGCUGGAAAAGUAUGUUUACCACACUUUUAG
Parnassius apollo (apollo) is the source of this 504-nucleotide messenger RNA. The record is from the annotation of a GenBank genome assembly. Lineage: Eukaryota; Metazoa; Arthropoda; Insecta; Lepidoptera; Papilionidae.